Staurois parvus is the source of this 412-nucleotide messenger RNA. Lineage: Eukaryota; Metazoa; Chordata; Amphibia; Anura; Ranidae. The record is from the annotation of a GenBank genome assembly.
UCAGCUUUAUCCAAUCACAGCUGAUCACAUCUGUCACGCUGACAUAUCACAUAUAUGCCACAUAUCAGUGCCCAUCUGAGCUGCCUUUCAAUGUCACCCAUCAGUGCCAGUCAGUGCCACCUAUAGCAAUGCCAAUCAGUGCCACCUAUCAGUGAUGACAAUCAGUGCCACCUAUCAGUUCCAGUCAGUGUUGCCUAUCAGUGCGCAUCAGUGCCGCCUAUCAGUGCCAGUCAGUGCCACCUAUCAGUGCCAGUCAGUGCCACCUAACAGUGCCAGUCAGUGCUGCUUAACAGUGCCAGUCAGUGCCGUCUAUCAGUGCCAGUCAGUGCUGCCUAUCAGUGCCGCCUAUCAGUGCCAUAUAUCAGUGUCAUGUAUCAGUGCUGCCUUUCAGUGCCCAUCAGUGAUGCCUGUC